AUGGCAGAUUUAUCGGACGAAAAUAAGAAAAAGCGAAGGAGAGUCCCACUUUCUUGCACCUCCUGCCGGAAAAAGAAAAUCAGAUGUGAUCGCGAUAGACCUAUCUGUGGGGCUUGUGCAAAAUCCGGACAAGGAGCAGCGAUUUGUGAGUAUGAUGAGCCAUUUUACAACGGUAAUGGCGGCGAAUACUCCCACAUUAAGGCGGCGACCCAACCGAUUGGAUUGAUCCAAGUACAAAAGUUUUCAAUCAACAAAAAUCCCAAGGAUUAUAAACCUCCAAAAAAACCUUCAAACCCUGGUAUUGGUGGGGUAACCAAUGUUUUUGAAGGUUCCGGGGCGUAUCAUGAAAGUUUUAUAAACUAUAAAAACAUCAAGCACGCUGAUACUACUCUUCCACCAAGUAGCCACUUUAGUCGUUUUAGAUUAUCUUCGAAUGAUUUGUCACUCAACAAGACUCCGGCUGACUUUAUAAAGAAUCCUACUGCUACUUCUGUUACUACCGUGUCCACCCCAGAAAUUUCCUCGCAGUAUUUGCCGAAUUCCAACGAAAGGGCUAAUAAUGAUGAAUAUAUGCUAAAGCCAAUUGAAUUCAAGUCUUCUAUAAAUCACCAACCGCCAGCGAUUUCCAGUCAGCAGGGGGGCAUUCUCCCUACUACUAUUUUGACAAACCCAGAGCAGGGAAACUUCUCUAGUGUUCCGGUAAACUUUUAUGAUGGUGUGGCUUCGAUCAAAUACAGGAAACCGAAAUUCAAGGUUUCUAAUUGUGGUCCCUUAAGUGGUAUAAAUUUAUUGCAGAGGGAUUUUUACGGGAGAGUUUUGUUUCGAAAUAUGGUGAAAUUUAGAAAAUCUAUUCCACAUACACUAAAAAGGUUAUCGAAACAACCAAGAAAAGAAUUUAUCCCUAAAUCGCUUGCAAAUGAUGAUCAGCGAACCCCUUUACCUCCAGCAGAUAGAGGUAAACAUAAACAUAUCGAAUUAGGUUUAAAGAAUGGCUCUUUCAAAGACUACGACGAUGAAACAAAACUUUGUGAAGAAAUAUCUAGAGUAUUACCUCCAAAGGACGUGAUAUAUAUCUAUGUUGACCGAUUUUUCAAAUAUGUUUAUCCAUUCUUCCCAUUACUCGAUGAACAGGCUUUCAGAGAUGAUUUGUUAAAUUUAAUUGGACCGAAGCUGCCCGGUAGCGUUAGCUCAGGCACUUCGAGCCUUGAUAAGGUGGAAAUCGUUUUCGAUAGUAAAAACAAGAUUCUUGAUACUGCUACCUUAUUGAUUGUUUUAAAGCUUGCAUUUCUAAGUGUUUACUCAUACAAAUAUGAUGGUUGUGCUCCUAAGGAAUUUGGUCAACAAGAUUCUCCUUCGCCAAUUAACAAUUGUAAUGAGCAAAAUUCUGAGAUUAAGUUGCUAAUGAACUAUCCAAUCACUUCACCAAUUUUCAAGUUAGCCAAGGGUUGCUUAAACAACUUUAACUUCUUAAGAAAAACUGGCUUAGGCCUUGUUCAAACAUUAUAUUAUUGCAGAAUUUAUAAUUGCCUUGGUUUUGAAGAAGGUGAUGGCCCCGGCGGUUCUGAAUCAAAUAUAUUUGCCGGCGUAAUUUUUAGCUCUGCAAUUUCUAUUGGGCUUCAUAGGGACCCUGUGAAAAAUAUGUUAAAUUUCUGGGAUUGUGAUGGCGAAUCUGUCAAAUUUCUUCAACUCUGGCGGAAGCUAUGGUUUUCGUUGAUUGAUCUAGAUAUUGAACAAUCCAUGAAUUGCAGUUCUAUUCCUAGCUUAAAUCAAGAUUUCUCCGACACCAAAUACCCAUCGUACGAGAAUUUAGUUUCUGGCUCCAAUUGCAGUGAUUUGAAUAUUGAAAAAAUUGUUCUUGAUCAUAUCCUCUCCAAAAAUGAAAUAAACGCAGUAAUAAAGAAAUUGUUGGAGAAGAUCUGCACUAUGAAAAAAGUGGCAACGAUUGGGGAACUUGAAGAAGAUCUUUCUGAAUUGGAGCGGUACAUGAAGGUGACUUUCAGGGGAUAUAAGGACUUGGUAAAUGAUUUUUGCACUAGAAAAACUGCCAAAUUACCAAAAUAUGAUUAUAUUUCAGCAGUGUCUAUGGUGAAGAAAAUGAGAAGCUAUUUUAGUAUGGUAGAGUUUGUUUUUACCAUAAAAUACCAUAUUUUAUUGGCAAUUGAAAAUAAUCAUAAGGAGAACAUUUAUUCGCAGCAAUUUUCCAAAUAUUUGACCGAACUAUUCGAGUUAUCAUGUGAAGCGUUGUUGAUCACUAAAUUUUGGAGUUUCUAUGGUGACUCUUACAUCGACAACUUCCAUUCAUUUCAAUACUUGUUAUCAUCAAAUGUGAUGAUGUCGCUCAUGAAAUACAGUUCGUUCUUUUGUUCCUUCCUAAUGAGGUUGAUUUCUUUGAAAUAUGGAAUGUUAUUGCAUCAAAAUGAACCUGGUUCUCAGUAUGAUAGAAGCUCGAUAAUAUUUCACCUUAUUCUUUUGGAAUGGUUAUUUGAAAAAGGGGUUGAGUACUUGACUUAUAUUUGCCUCAUUAAUGAUAAUUAUUCGGAUUCUUUCCACUGUUCAUCCAAAGGCAGGAUUGUUUCGAGGUAUUGUUUGAAAUGUGUUACUGACGAAAAAAGUGAUAUUGACUAUAGUGCCCAUAAUUUGUUUAGAAAUGGUAUAUUGGAAGGAGAUAGAUCAACCGAUGGAAAAUUAUUUCCUGACACCAUUAAACACUAUGAUUUUUCACAGUUGAAACCUUUAUUUACAUUAUUUGAAAAGUUUGAGCAGACAAACGCUCACUUGGAUAAUAUAUCUUCUAGGGUUAUACCUCCGACAUUGAAAAGUAUCAGCACUAACUCCGAUUCUUCAAGGAUUAUUUGCAUUGAAGAUAUAGUGGCGCAGUUAUCUAAAGAGGACCUUGUUUCCAGUUAUCUCAAAGGUUCUGGACCACUAGCAGUUGAUGACGUUCAUCGGUUGUGGAAAUUUUUUUCCAAUAAAUAUGGUGCUGAUAAUAGUGAAAGAAAAUUGAAAGUUAGGGCAUAUAUCGAAAAAAACAAUAGUUCCAAUACUUUAGCUUUCAAGUUUCAUGAAAACAAAAAUAAGGAUACUAAAAACAACUCCGCUGAUGUUGUUCCAGCCAUGAAUAUACCGGUAAGUACUCACUCUGAGUCUGAAUUUGAAUACAAAGGUCAAAAUUUGGUAAAUGAUAGUGGUAAAAAUGUCGAUCAGCCAUAUUUUAGUAAUGGCCUGGUUGAUAUGGAUAGUUUGAUGACACAGGAGCAGUUUAAUUGGGAUGACAAUAUUUUGCUUGAUGAUUUGUUGCGAAUUGAUGAUGACGCUUUGGAUAUUUUUGGUAUUGAGGGAAUGAACUUUGAAAAUUUUCAUUGA
Molecule: messenger RNA, 3363 nt
Organism: Saccharomycopsis crataegensis
Lineage: Eukaryota; Fungi; Ascomycota; Saccharomycetes; Ascoideales; Saccharomycopsidaceae
Exons: 1
Coding region: 1-3363 (1120 amino acids)
Biological process (GO): regulation of DNA-templated transcription
Cellular component (GO): nucleus
Molecular function (GO): DNA-binding transcription factor activity, RNA polymerase II-specific; zinc ion binding
Source: RefSeq, a predicted model, not a curated record